Messenger RNA from Pogona vitticeps (central bearded dragon), 916 nucleotides. Lineage: Eukaryota; Metazoa; Chordata; Lepidosauria; Squamata; Agamidae. The record is from RefSeq and is a predicted model, not a curated record.
GAAAGAAACUAUUCGUUUUGAAGGCAGAGACUUCCCACAAGUCCAGCCAACGGGAAGGGCUGGAGAAAACCGGAACGCAUGCGAUGUGUGUGGGAAGCACUUCAAAGAUGAGUCCAACCUUAAAAGACAUCACAGAAGCCACACAGGAGAAAAACCUUACCUGUGCGUGUACUGUGGGAAAACCUUCAGCCGGAACGCAAAUCUCGCUUCGCAUCACAGGACCCACACAGGGGAGAAACCGUAUGCCUGCACGCGUUGCAGCAAGACUUUCUGUGAUAAAUCGAGCCUGAAUCGACACCAGAGGACCCACACCGGGGAAAGGCCGUACGAGUGUGAGGCCUGCGGCAGAUGCUUUGACCUGAGCCAGUCCCUGAUUAGUCAUCAGAGGAUACAUACAGGGGAGAGACCGUAUCAGUGCUCAGAAUGUGGCAAAACUUUCAACCGAAGCCAAAACCUGCGUAGUCACCAAAUAAUUCAUACGGGAGAAAAACUGCAUAAGUGCUCGGAGUGCGGGAAGAGCUUUAGUCGCAGCCAGAAUCUGACCAGGCACUUGAGUAGCCACACGGACAGCAAACUGUACACAUGCUAUGAGUGUGGGAAAAGUUUUCGCCUGAGCCAGUAUCUUAUUAGCCAUCAAAGGGUCCACACAGGAGAGAAACCGUAUACAUGUUCCCAGUGUGGGAAAAGUUUCAACCUCAGCCAAAAUCUGAUCAGCCACCAACGAAUACACACGGGGGAGAAACGAUACCAGUGUUCCGAAUGUGGGAAAAGCUUCAGCUGGAGUCAGGAUCUGCUCCGCCACCAGAGGAUCCACACAGGGGAGCAACCGUAUCAUUGCUCGGAAUGCGGGGACCGCUUCAAUCGUCGGGAGAACCUUAUUAGACAUAUGAGAAUGCAUGCAGGAGAAAGCCCUUAG